GCCCAUACUGGCGAAAGCAAAGCACGUCCAGGAGGCUCCUUGUAUGGAAGACCUCUCAGGUGCAUAGAAGUGUGUUGGAGGUGCAUCCUCUUUAGGAUGUUUUCCCAUUAUAUUUAUUUCUUUUAUUUAUUUAUGAGGGUCAGUGUGAUGGUUGGAGAUGUUUACCAAGAACUUAUGAGCAGCUAAAUGUAACAGAUCUAAACUGCAUAGAUAAAAAAAUCGGAUAUCUGUAAUUUACAUCGAGGUCCGGAAACUUUCAGACAUUUCGUUUUGGGAAUAUUCUGGUGGACCUUCUGGUGCAGUGUGUGAUAUCAGAUCUUGCUGGUUUGAAAUUCAGUGGAUAAUGACUAAAUAAUAGUGUCCUAUCUGUAGAUAUUUUUCUCCAGGAAGUUUCAAGUUUCAAAUCUCUCAGUAACUCACAGAACUGGGUUGGACCAUGGUGGUCUGAUAAAAGGUCAUCAACCUUAUGUAGGAUUGAAUUUGAUUGUUUUUCAGGACUUUGUUAUCUAUAAUUUACAGUCAGAUUUCAUCUACUCAGCCUUUACUAUGGAUUCCUGCUUUGUCAUUUGUCUGGUAUGAAGUUUUAAGGCGGAGUUACAGACAUAGGGGCGGAGUUCAAACGGUGCAUGUGGGAGGACAAAACAUGCAAAACAAAAAAAAAGUCGCAUCAUUCUGGCAACCCGGUCAAUCAAAUUUUUUAUUGUCAGAAAGCAGCAGAACGAAAAGGCAGCAGAGCUCAGAGACCAGGAGAACGCACACGAGAACAUCAUCUUCAUCAUCACCACGAAAACACCAUCACUGGAAUGUCACGGCUCUUCUUGAAAAGUAAACAUGGAUCAAACGACACGUGACGUCAUUCUGAUGGUUUUAUGACGUUCUAACCUGGUGGAACUUUUAAUGCGUAUCCGAUCUGCUUCUUUUUGGGAGUUUUUUUUUCUUUCUCCGGUUUCAUUGUUGGAUAUUUUGCGCUUUUGAAUUGUGUGUAAACAAACAAACAAACAACCAACAAAUAUAUUUACAGGUUCGGAGUGGACGUUAUGCCCGGUGAGAACGAGACCAAUUCAUGUCGGGAAACGCGGACGGUGGAGAAUACCGCGAGCCCGGCGAUAAGCGCGGUCAUGUUCGCGGUGGGCGUGCUGGGCAACGUGGUGGCGCUUCUGCUGAUCGAGUUGCGGCGCCGAAAGGAGCGCCGGCGCCGCCAGCGCGAGCACCAGCAGCGCACCUUGUUCCACGUGCUCGUCACCGCGCUCGUGGUCACCGACCUGGCGGGCACGUGCCUGUCCAGCCCGCUGGUGCAAACGGCGUACGCGCUCAACACCACGCUGAUCGCACUGGGCGAGAAACGCAGCGCGUGCGACUACUUCGGCUUCGCCAUGACCUUCUUCAGCCUGGCGACGCUCGCGCUGCUCCUCGCCAUGGCGUUCGAGCGCUGCCUCUCCAUCGGCUUCCCGUACCUGUACGAGCGGCGCGUGAGCGCGCGCCUCGGCUACGUCGCCAUCCCCUGCGUGUACGCGCUGUGCGCGCUUUUCUGCUGCAUGCCCUUCAUGAAGUUCGGCAGGUACGUGCAGUACUGCCCGGGCACCUGGUGCUUCAUCGACAUGAAACCCAAAAAGAGCGGGGACCGCGUGUUCGCCAACGUCUACGCCACCGUUAUGCUGCUCAUGGUGCUCGCCGUGGCCGCGUGCAACUGUUUUGUCGCCUAUCACCUCGUGCUCAUGUACCGAAGGCGCUCCGUGAGCCGCGGCGGGUCCUCGGUCACGCGCAGCCGGAAGGACCGCAGACCUUUUUCUCUCUCGGAGGAAGUGGAGUAUCUCAUCAUGUUAGUCGUCAUGACGGUUGUAUUUGUCACAUGCAGCCUGCCCUUAAUGAUCCGAGUGUACAUUAACUCGACGCUGGAAGGCGACGGGAGCAAGAUGGACCUUAUCGUGCUGCGCUUCAUCUCCAUCAACCCUAUCAUUGACCCGUGUGUGUUUAUCAUUCUCAGCCCCUCAAGGAUACGUUUCCUCUUGGGGGCGCUGUGCAAAGCCGGAAACAGGAACUCGAUUUACAGAACUUCACUGGCCAAAAACUCAGAAGGGCAGCAGGACCAGUGCCAGAACAUCACUGUUACCACAGAGAUUUCACGCCUCAGCAAAUCGGCUCAAAUGAUCUGACAAAGGAUUGUAUGUGAAACUGAAAAAAAAAUAUAUACAUAGAUAUAUGAAUGUAUAAGCCAUAGGAAGCUUCCUUCGUAUUGGGAUUCCCGGAUGCCGAAACUUCAACAACAAUUCGGAUUGGAGGAUUUGAGUUUAGAAGCUAAAUUUGAAUCCCCAACAGUCAAAGAGAGACACGGUCGCUAUGGUAACCAAACUUUGGAGGGGUUGUAGCUGUUGUUGUAGUUGUUGUUGUGUUAUUUGAAACCACUAAAUGUUUUUAUUGAAGACUGAAAUUGUUCAGCUCUUUAAAAGAGGAAAAACAAACGACAUAUGACCGACAGCAUGAAGUAUGUUCUAGAUGUAUUUUGAAGGCAUUUCAUGUCACAUGACCACCAGAAUAACGUUCCACGUGUCCUGUAUGGUGUGCUACUGCUGGGAAACCAUCCUGGAUGGACAAAUGGACUUUCCACAAAGGUGAUGUGUGUGUGUGUGUGUGUGUGUGUGUGUGUGUGUGUGUGUGUGUGUGUGUACAUCACCCGUAUGUUGUGCUUAAUGGCAAAUUUAGUGGAACACAUGGUAGUGUCACAAUGUGCGUCUAGAUUUUUGUGGGGAAGAUCAGUAAUGUCCAGACGGAUCGUCAGGACAUAAAACGGUUUAAUUGCAGUGACACUACGUCACACACUCUCAUCUGUCAUUAAGCUCUCAUUUUACUUGUGAAUGUCAUUUAUUUAACUUGUUCAUACCACAUAUACAGUAUAUGGACAAAAAGUUUGUGGACAACUGAAAAUAAGAUUUAUAUUGGGCUUUUUGAACAUCCCAUACCACAUUUAGUCCCAUUUUGCUGUUAAAAAUGGCCUCUAUGUCUCUGGGAGGAUGUUCCACUAGACCAUGGAGUGUGUUUGUGGAGAUUUAUGCUCAAGGUGUGCAAUAGGGUUGAGGUCAGAACUCUAUAGUAGGCCACACAAUGUAUGGUUUUUCAUUUUUAUGUCAAAUGUAUGACGUGUCUGUAUAAAUCCAUGUGUGUUUUCAGGAAGCUGAUAUAUGGGUUCAAAAAGUGUACCUCGUUUCAUGUAGUACUGAGAUUGCAUUUGCACUGAGCUGUGAAAGAAAAAAAUAAUAAUGUCAAGCUUGUGUGGUGUUUUUUUUUGUGAUUGUGCUAUUUAAUACUAUGUAUGAAAGCAUUGUUGUGAAACUAUGGGUCAGGUUCAUUUGACUUUUGGCAGCAGCAUUUAGAAGAGUCACAAGGCAGAAAAAAUACAUUUGAUAUUACUUUGGAAGUGUAAUAUUGUGUAAUUUUAGUUUUACUUCCAGGUCCACCACAAACAACACCCUCUCUCGCUGAAACUGAACAUCUGUUGAUGCUGGAGGUUUUGCAAAACAAUUCUAUUUAUUUAUUUUUUUCAUCCAUGAUUCAUCCUUCUGAGGGAAAAAAAAAAAAACAGUUGAAAUGUGUCAUAUGUGAUUUUGCUGUUUUUGUCAACAUAUUCAGGACCAAAUUGUCUGCCUUUCCUGCAAAACAAAAGUCAACGGAAUGAGUGUAUCCAGAGGUAGAAGAGUGCAAUUUUACUUCAGAGGAGAAUAAACAAAUAAUAAACUAUUGUCAAAAGUCGAA
Molecule: messenger RNA, 3747 nt
Organism: Silurus meridionalis
Lineage: Eukaryota; Metazoa; Chordata; Actinopteri; Siluriformes; Siluridae
Gene: ptger2a
Product: prostaglandin E receptor 2a (subtype EP2)
Exons: 2
Coding region: 1038-2153 (371 amino acids)
Biological process (GO): cellular response to prostaglandin E stimulus; adenylate cyclase-activating G protein-coupled receptor signaling pathway; inflammatory response
Cellular component (GO): plasma membrane
Molecular function (GO): prostaglandin E receptor activity
Source: RefSeq, a predicted model, not a curated record